CCAUUGAGUGAUUUGACAUUUUCCGUGGUACGAUCUUGGAGAACUCGUUAAGUAUGUAUUGGAUAGCACCAUACCAGAGACUCGCAUACAUAAAAUCCAUUUUUGAAGUUCACAUUUCUGAUUAUUUGUUCAAAAUGUGUCAACAAUACAACUUUUAUUUUGAAUUGUUAGAGCGUCGCACUUCCUUCUGCCAGCUCGAGCCCAGCGAGGUUCGGUCGUUCUGCGCGGGCGAAAGGACUUCGCGAUGAGGUGAAACAAACGAAACACGCUCCAAAAAUGAACACAACCGAGAAGAAGCUCGCGGACCUGAUACGCAAGCACCCGAACCUGUACGACCAAUCGCGGCGGGACUACAAGGACAACCUGAAGGGCCACUUGUCGUGGAGGGACAUCGCGGACAGCAUGGGGAAGUCCGAGGAGGAGGUGAAGCUCAAGUGGAAAAAUCUACGCGACAAGUUCUGCAAGGCGAAGAAGCGAAUCGCCAAGAGGAGCGCGCCGCUGCUGCCGACGGACGAGGAGAGCCCGCUGAGGAGGCCCGUCCCGGUGCUCUACAACCAGCUGGCCUGGCUCAACGGCUACGUCAAGCCCAAAGUGGAGGUCGGCGCGGGCGAAGCCGACGAGGUAGCUGGGAGUGGUGAUGACGUGGAGAAAGAGCCAGAUAAAGACGAGAAGGAGCAGCAUUGUCCUCUGCCUGCCGUUACUACUAGCUUUGCUCUUGUCGAGUCCUGUCCAAACAACCAUGAGGACAUGGGAGUCUCUCUUAAACGUAAAAGGCAAUCAACCACAGAAACUGCGAUGAGCUCUGCAGAUGCCCUCACCAACCUCAGGGAUGAAGAUGAACUGUUUCUCCUCAGCCUUUUGCCUUCACUGAAGAGGCUAACCAUUAAAAAGAGAAUGGAGGUACGGAUGAAAUUCCAGCAAGUGCUUUAUGCCGCAGAGUUUGACGGCUAAAUGGCUCAGUAUGAUCCAUCCAGGGCUUGAUGUGGUAUAAAUGUGCAGUGGCCGGUGGUAGGAUCCUUUUUCUGAACGGCACAAGCCGAUCUCAGUUGGGUAUGUAGCAACAUGGAAACACCAUUUACGGCAAACCCACGGUCAUGAAGAUACUCAUUUAACGUUAGAUGGAAUUUGCCUGAGGAGGAGGAGGAGGGUCCAUGGCGCUAAAUUCUCCUACCACCGACCACUUUUCGCACUCCGCGUCACUCUAAGUAGGAUUUUUCAAGCAUUGAACUGUAAAUAAUUGUGUCAUCAUUAUGACUUUUAAAUAUGUAUUUUCAGACCACCACUGCUAUCAAUAACAUCACUGUUUUCAUUUGAAAACCCCCGUUUGUUACUAGCUAUAAAACAAGAAUAGACACAGGGUAGUUAGGUAACUCCGUAAACAUUCACAGUAAAAUGUAAUUCACCAGAAAUACCAGCUACUUAAUAACUCCCCACUUUUCGAAGCUCAUAAUGUUGAUUUAACUACACGACGUGAUGAAUAUUUUGUCCAAACCCAUUUAUCUCAUUAAAGUUUGUGCUGGUAAAUAUAUGUGUGCAGAUGUACCGCAGAGUCUACAGCAUAAACUACCCGUUAACCUAGUAAAUCCUUACAAAGAAAGUUCUCAAAAUGAAUUGGGUUGAUAAACCUUUCUGUUGGAAAAUAUAUUUUACGUAUAUAUCGACGGCAAAGACAAAUGCCAGAAUUAACUACAUGUAAACCCUUUGAACGUGUGUACACGUUGGCAUUCAUGUGAUAAGAAAAAAAAAUAGGACAGUAUUGUGAAAUAACUUUAAAUAGAAAUACUGCUAUUUUCUUUAUUUCAUUGGGGACAUUUCGCAACAAUAAAUUAAGUCAAUUCUGUGAUUCUGCUUGUCAACAUUUUUCAAACUUUUCAUUUGAUUUUCCUGGACUAAAGAAAUUUCUCUGAAAGUACAUAAAUAUCUCUCCAACUUUCUGGAAGGAGUCAUUUAUACUGUAUUUUUUACAAAUAAAUAUUUUUCUGCAAUGAAAAAACUG
Molecule: messenger RNA, 1996 nt
Organism: Gasterosteus aculeatus aculeatus (three-spined stickleback)
Lineage: Eukaryota; Metazoa; Chordata; Actinopteri; Perciformes; Gasterosteidae
Biological process (GO): regulation of transcription by RNA polymerase II
Cellular component (GO): transcription regulator complex; nucleus
Molecular function (GO): DNA binding
Source: RefSeq, a predicted model, not a curated record